CUAACAACAGACAAAGCUUGACACACAGUGGAUUCCGCUGAAGACGCUGCUCUAAAGGCGUUUCUCGGUCGCUCUCUCAAUGGUCGAUAAAUGUGCUGUACCUGGAGCCGAGGGGAAAGGCCAGCUGAGCGGAGCAGUGGACAAAAUCAGGGUCCGGACAGGUUUUCCAGGUAGAGAGAGCGGGCUGAGCGUGCAGACAUGUCGGGACGCUCUGCUGCAGAGAUGGAUGACUCGCAGGAGCUGCCUGAGCUGCCGGCAAAGAAAGUCAAGCGUGAGCUCGACGGUGCACUGGAGAAAGAGCCGAGUAAUCUAGGUGGUGACGGGAGUCCAGCGGCCUCGUACUCUGCCCUGUCCACGGCCUCCCUCGAUCCAGGUGAUCAGGAACAGUCGGACCUGGAGCGAGGGGCAACCUCUCAAGAAUGUGCUGACUCAUUGAACCCGUACGCUCAUUCUGCCACAGACUCGACGGCGACACCUGAAUACACCCAACAGGUUUAUCAAGGAAGCAAUCCAUCAGUGACGUCAUAUACCAGUCAGGUGGCCUUUCCUUCUCUGGCCCAGUCCAGCGUGUACUCGACCUUCCCUCAGACGGGACAGACCUACGGCCUCCCGCCCUUCGGUGCUAUGUGGCCAGGCAUUAAAACAGAGACAGGGCUGCCUGAGGCGCCCUCUGGUGGCCAGCCUGGGUUUCUCAGCUUCAGCACCACAUAUACCUCAACCCAGCCAGGCCAGCUGCACUACUCAUACCCCAGCCAAGGCUCAAGUUUUACGACAUCUAGCGUGUAUUCAAACAUCCCCACAGCUACGGCCACCACCACGGCCUCCACCACUGUCGGCCAUCAGGAUUUCAGUAGCUACAACUCUCUGGGUCAGAGUCAGUUCUCUCAGUACUACAGUUUGCCUCCCAGCUACGUUCCCACUGGGCUGCCCAGCAGCGACGAGUCGGGCGCGGGUGUGGGCGUGGCCGGAUAUUCUGCGGUGAAGAUGGAGGAGGCGGCUUCAGCUGGACUUCCUCCCAGAGAUGCAUCCCCAACAGAAAUCCUCCCAGUAGGAGCUGCUCUGCCCGUCAGUGUAGCGCCCCCUGCUGGUGCCAGAGAACAGGACGAAGUUGGACACAGGAACUCUGUUGGUAAAUCCAAGGGCAAAGGCAAGAAGGCAGAAAACUCUCCACCAGCUGAAACUGACCUGGAGCGUGUUUUUCUGUGGGAUCUGGACGAGACCAUUAUCAUAUUCCAUUCACUGCUCACUGGCUCCUACGCACAGAAAUUUGGCAAGGACCAGGCGACUGUGCUGAACAUGGGGCUGCAGAUGGAGGAGCUGAUCUUUGAACUGGCAGACACUCACCUCUUCUUCAAUGACCUGGAGGAAUGUGAUCAAGUCCAUAUUGAGGACGUGGCCUCUGAUGACAAUGGACAGGACUUGAGUAACUACAACUUCUUGACGGACGGCUUUAAUGGUCCCAGUGGUGGAGGAGGCGUGGAGUGGAUGCGUAAACUGGCCUUUCGCUACCGUCGCUUAAAAGAGAUCUACAAUAGCUACAAAGGAAAUGUCGCAAGUCUGUUGAGUCCCAUGAAGAGGGAGCUGCUCGUGCGGCUUCAGUCUGAGAUUGAGAGCGUCACAGACGCCUGGCUCAGCACAGCACUCAAGUCUCUGCUGUUAAUCCAGUCCAGGGGGAAGUGUAUGAACGUGCUGGUCACCACCACUCAGCUCGUUCCAGCACUGGCCAAAGUUCUGCUGUACGGCCUGGGAGAAGUCUUCCCUGUGGAGAACAUCUACAGUGCAACCAAAAUAGGAAAGGAAAGUUGCUUUGAGAGAAUCGUCUCCCGCUUUGGGAAGAAAGUGACAUACGUGGUGAUCGGUGACGGUCGAGAUGAGGAGUUUGCAGCAAAACAGCACAACAUGCCGUUCUGGCGGAUUUCCACUCACGGUGACCUCGUGUCUCUGCACCAAGCGCUGGAACUGGACUUCUUGUAAAGGGAGAAGGUGGCGUUGAGUGUCGCACACUAAAAAGGGGAAAAUGUAUUCGUCGUCAUUGUCGUCCCGUUGGCUCAUGGAGCAGCACUGAGUGACAAAAUCCUCCACAACCCAGACUCCUACAAUAACCUGGCUCGUUAAAUCCACCGGCCCUGCUCCCUCUGCGACAACAACCAAUGACUCCCUGUGUGACGGCAAACUAUAAAUACUGAGACGGACUAUGGGUCGGAGCUGAAGGUGAGUAACAGACUGGCUGACUUCAGGUUCCUCACGUCCAGCGCUCCGUCCUGCGGCAGCUAAACCUGGCACUGACUUAGACACAGAAGGGAAAACUCUUUUUUGUUUUUACUCCUCCUCCUCAUCCUUGUCCUCGGUCUUUGUCCCACAUUUAUGAUUUCAAAAAAAAAAGAAUCUCCUGCAGUGAACACCAUCCUUCUUUUUGUUUUUCCUUUCUGGACACAAACAACCAAAGGACCUUUGUUCUGUUCUGGUUUUUUGGAGUCGUGUAGUUUGUAAUAAUCAUAUCAAAACUUGAAGGCAUUUUUUUUUUUUUAUUUGUGACCUCAUGUAGCCACUCCCAUAUUUAUCAUCAUGUGUGAGAUGUUUAAAGAUGAGAAAGUAAGGUAGGUGGAUCCUCCUUCACUCCUGACCUCCUCACUGUGUCUCAGCAGCCUGAGCACGUACAGUAAACACGUGACCUGCGGUCGGUGAAUCACAGGUUUAUAUAUGGAUGAGCUGCUGGGGGAAAAAAACGCACCACCGUUUUAUCAUCAUCCACCAUUUAUUUCAACACUUUUGCAUUAAAUGCGAGAAUUAUAUACAAUUUAAAUUGAGUGAUGGUGUGCUGUAUACACGCUUGGAAUUAAAGUCCAGUGUGUAAAAUCUUUGGUCAAAUCUUUUUCAUUUGGUAGAAAUGAUUAAUAAUUAAUUGUACUUCAUUUUUGAGGCUCUACGGAGUCCACAAUGGACAAACCAGAGCUCUUUUGAGUUUUGAUGCUUACCGAAGGCUACACAAGUUCAACAACACACUUGGAAGGAAAGAGCGAGGUGAGGAAUAGUUGAAUACAACGUUAAACGUCACCAAUAACUUUUACACACUACCUUUAAAAUCUAAUGUAAAAACGUGCUUCAAAAUGGUGCCCUGAUAUAAAUAGAAAAAGGCAAAUACUGUGGUAAGAUUCAGGUGGUUGUAAGCUUAUUAAACAAAUAUAAUUAUUUUAUCUUCAAAUGAAAGUCAUUUCUCCUAAAUCUUACACACUGUACCUUUUAAAUCCUAGGGCAUAAACAUGAACCCUGAAUGAAAUGAAACCAGAAAUGUUUAAUUGCUGCAUUUCAGUGUCAUUUACCACAAAUCAUUUUGUUUACAAAACUCAAAUUAUCGCAGUUUUUUCCCCCCGGUUAUUGUUUGUAUUUGUGUAACGGCUGCCACUAUUUUCAAAUUACCAGUGAAAUAUUCUUGUCAAAAGCUGCAGUAGUUAAACAAUGAUCAGUAAUUGGUUUUAAUGAAUGGACGUCAAAUACAUUUGUUGACUCGUAGAUUAAAAUGAGUUUAUUAAAACUUACAUUUACAGCUUUAAAUUUUCGCAAUGUGGCCGCGUGGCGACACAAACUUGCUGAGUCGCAUUAGAGGAGUUGUGUUUUUUUUGUUUAGUGUUUUUUUUUUUUUUACAGUGCAAUACAUUUCGACUCUUCUCAUUAACUGUAUUUCAAAGGGAUUUUUUUUUUUUUUCAUUGUUAUUGGACGGUGAAGGAAGGGGGGAAAGUGGGAGGAGUCAACUUCCUGGGUCUGUAUGAGAUUGCGACUGAACAAUACUGAGCCUGAAGAUUUAUUUUUUUUCCUUUGUUUUUCGGUAUUUUACCUAUAAUAUGCAGCUUGACCGUUACGAAUGUGUAUUUCUGUUGUGUGUGCGUGUGUGUGACUGUUUGUAUUUAUAUCGUGCCUUUUAACCACCACGUUUAAGGGAAAAAAAACGUAAGAGUUUUUGUUGAAAACAUUUAUCACUGCGUUGUUAUAUUAUCCAAAGUGUUAUCUUCUUUUAACCCCUUUUUUUUGUUAUGUUAGACUUUUUUUUUUGAUUGAACUAUCCUGUAUGCACUGUAUUUAAAAAGGUCUCUGGAAAAAAAAAGAAAAGCUUUCUGUUGAUUUUCUCUGCGUUUUUUCAAGAAUAGAUAAUCCCAAUUUAUUUCUUUUUACAUAUAUAAUUUCUUUAAAACAAAAAUCUUUGCUUUUUAUUUGCUCUUUUUUAAAAGGAGCUUGCGUUUUUGUUGUUGCGGUGACAACGCUGUAUCGCUUAGAGACAAUCGUGAUCUGUAAUUAUACAUGGUAUCUUUUUUUUCUUUUUCUUUUUUUAAAUGCAGGUCAGGUGAUGUCAGAGGAAGGCGAGUUUUUUUGGGACUGUGUAAACUCAAGUGACCUGUGGGCCACUGAGCAUCUAGUCUGGUCAGUAGGUCGUCUAUCAAGUGAAGAAAAAUCGAAUUUUUCGGUCGGGUUGGGUAAUUACGGCGUAAACUUAUAUCAUAUCACAAAAAACUACGUUUGUGACAAUAUUUCCACAGAUUUUCCAAAAUAAUAGUGUUUUUGAUAUAAAAACACAUUUAUGAUUCAAAAUUAUCCAUAAAUAAAGUCAUCGAAGUCAGUUGUUCCCAAAGACUAGGUUGGGACCUACGGAUGGGUCGCAGAACAUUGUUGUUGGGGGGCCCCCCAACCUUUUAGUUGAAAUCUACAAGUAUACGUUUAAAAUGACAGGGAUGAAAUUAAGUUGUAAUUAAACGUCUAAUUGGAAGUUAUUCAUAGACCUUUCCGAAAUUUUAGAUGAUACACAUUAGUCGCUGCAUUAGGCUUUAAGUUGCUUGUUGCUCGUCAUGAUUUAUAUUACGAUUUGGGUCACAUGGCAUCAUGCAGGCCGCGAGGUUGACACCUCUGAUGCUCUUUUAGUUUUUUUUUUUUUUAAAGCAUUAAUCGUCCAUUAGAAAAACAAACCACGCAAUAUUCAAGGGGCGAAAAAUUCUUCAAACGUGUUUGCUUUUUUCUUUCUGAUGCCAAAUAACUCACAAUGCUGUCUAAGUGUUUCAUCUCAUCUUCAAGGACCCGUGAGGAUACGCUGAGUCAUGUUAGGAGCUGAGCUGUUAUCGUCAUAAUCUCUGCUUAUUUAACUCCACGCGUCACUAUUUUCACAGUCAUGUUGUGAACCAAACACUCGGUUCAAUGUAAAUAAAUUUUAGAGUUUCAGACGCAA
Molecule: messenger RNA, 5210 nt
Organism: Solea solea (common sole)
Lineage: Eukaryota; Metazoa; Chordata; Actinopteri; Pleuronectiformes; Soleidae
Gene: eya3
Product: EYA transcriptional coactivator and phosphatase 3
Exons: 20
Coding region: 199-1974 (591 amino acids)
Biological process (GO): positive regulation of DNA repair; multicellular organism development; negative regulation of extrinsic apoptotic signaling pathway in absence of ligand
Cellular component (GO): nucleus
Molecular function (GO): protein tyrosine phosphatase activity
Source: RefSeq, a predicted model, not a curated record